Molecule: messenger RNA, 3369 nt
Organism: Electrophorus electricus (electric eel)
Lineage: Eukaryota; Metazoa; Chordata; Actinopteri; Gymnotiformes; Gymnotidae
Gene: ankdd1b
Product: ankyrin repeat and death domain containing 1B
Biological process (GO): signal transduction
Molecular function (GO): protein binding
Source: RefSeq, a predicted model, not a curated record
UUUUCUCCGCUCCUCGUUUGAUUUUCCACAGCUGUCUCUCGUUUCUAGUCUUGUUAAGUCCAUGUAUUUAAACCCUUAUGCGUUCCCUAUGUCCUGGCUGUUCAGUUUAUUUGAAUCCGUGCGUUUGUGUUCAUUGCGGUUGUUAGAAAAUUUGAACGUCUUAAUACUUGAAAGCCUGUAUCUGCUUGUUUGUAUGUUUUGUACUCCGUAUCUAUAUGUUUCUUAUAGCCAUCGUGUUUGUUUGUUAGUCUUAGUUCUUCCUAGCGUCUUUAUUAUAGCCUGCUUCCCCAGUUUGCCUUCGGUUCGUUUAUCCUAUCCCUUGUUUUGUGUAUAAUGUAUCCUCGUACUCUCCGUGUUGGCUCUAUGACUAUGGACCGUUAUACCGACUCUGACUUUGGAUUUGCCUCUAAUAAAUCUCGCUCCUUUCCGCACAUGCGUCCGUCGCCCUACCGCUCACCGUUACAGAAUAAACAGCCGAGGGACCGGGACCACAACAGGGUUUAAAUACAUGGAAUUAACAAGACUAGAAACGAGGGACAGGUGUGGAAAAUCAAACGCGAGGUGGAGAAAACGAAAUUACGGAAUGGCGCUAAAGUACACAAGACGGAAAACAUGGAACACAGAAAAGGGAGGGACUAAUCGUGACACUGACUAUGACAACAAAUCGCAAACGAAGUAUACAGUAUCGCUAAUAGUGUAAAUUUUUAAAUAGCUUACAUUUUUAAAAAUGGUUUUCGCAAACAGGAUCUGUUUUCAGUGUAGAAAUCACUGUAAAAUACAGAGGCCUGUUAUACUGCUGUUUAGGUACAGCAGGUCUGGAAUGCUUUAAAUUAAACAUCGUAAUACAGCAAGACUGUAAUUUUAUAUUUAUAUUUCACAUUUAUCGUGUAAAAGAAAAAUAAAUGUAUGAUAUCUUUGCCUCUUGCCUCUAAGUGUCUACAGUUACUUUUAAAGAGUGGGUUUGCUGUUUUCCAACCAAGAGUUCCAUCAUUUAAAAUUGUACAAAGUACAUCCUGUAAUUAACUAUGGUUUUGAUAAGUAUUCCACUUUUCUAAAGUUUUUCGGUGGGUUAAAACAGCUUACUAAGCUGGAAGCUUAAAGCACUUUUGGUUCUUCAUUUAUGUUUUGCUUCAAACAUGUUUUGGAAUGUCAGAUGUCAUUUUUGGAACUAUUUGAAAUUGUUGCUCUACAUCCCAACCCCCUGGUAACUUCCACACUGCAUGGUUGUAUAGGAAAGAGAUCAAAAUUCCAGCCCAGCGUACCCAGCUAGUAUUUUACACUUGUAAAAUAUUUCAUUCAUUGAAAUUUGAUUGACAACAGACUGAAAAUUAGCUAUUACCUCAGCUUUCAUAAACUUUCGGUACAUGAUUCCAAAAGGGUACAGCUGUGGUUGGUGGUAAUAGGGUUGGAUUAAAACUGUUGUAGCAAAACAAGCAUGAUUUUUCUUAAUUUAAAGAUGCAAGUGAUUACUAUGAGUUUUCAAAAAUGGUUUUAGCAACUUUUGAAAAGCUUAAAUGAGUGUUCCAUUUGAUUUUCCUUUAAUACAUUUUACUUGUAUGUACUUCUGGUGAGAGCAAAUCUGCUUUGGGUGUAGUCUCCCAAAGCAAACAAACCUAGCCACUUCGGAGUACACUCUGUGUCAUAGCAAAGAGCUUCGAUGGAACAAUGGACGAGAGAGUUUUGGCUCUGAAAGAAAGAAUCAUGAAGCAACCAAUGCUGAAAAAAGAAAACCUGAACCCUAAAUUAUGGAUUAAAUCAGGGUAUGUCAAAGGUGUCACAGACUUCAUAUUGCCAAAAGAACCAGAGGAAGACACCAGUUUUGAUAAUGUGGAGAUGUUGCUUGAGGCUGAGAAAGAAUACAUCGAAGCAGCAAAGAGGAACGAUGUGGAAGCCAUGAAGGUUUUAGGAAGGGGUGUGAACGUUAAUGCAAAAAACGUACACCAUCGGACUGCACUUCAUUAUGCGGUGGCCUGCAAAAAUGUAGAAGCUGUCGAUCUCCUGCUCAGGAGGAGAGCAAAGCUGGACUUACCUGACAAGUACGGAGUAACUGCCAUUCACCUCGCAGCGUGGUUCGGCAGUCUAGAAAUCCUGAAGCUGCUGGUUCAAAGUGGGGCUGAUCAGAGGGUCGAAACCGAGGAAGGGAUGAACAUGAUGCACUGUGCUGCCGUCAACGAUCACACUGAAAUCGUGCAGUACAUCGUCAAAGACCUUCAGAUGAGAGAACUCGACAAAGAAGACCAUCAUGGCAGCAGGCCUUUUGCUGUUGCGGCAGAGCAUGGCCGCGUGACAAUGCUGCAGAUGAUGAUGGAGGAGGAUUACAAAAUGGCGACCAUGGAAGGAAACCAGAAUGGAGACACGCCUUUGCAUCUCGCUGCUAGGAAUGGUCAUCUAGAAGCUAUGCAGUUGUUGCUCGAGAGCUUUGCGAUCCGUAAUGAAGUCAAUCAUGAUGGGGAAACAGCAUUGUAUCUGGCUGCAGAUGGAGCUUAUGAGGACUGUGUUUUAGCUCUACUGGAAGCCAACUGUGACCCAAACACUCAUACUCUAAACGGGACAAGUCCUCUCCAUGCUGUGUGCGAAAAGGGCCAUACAUCUGUGGUGAAGCUCCUUGUUAACAGUGGUGCUCAGAUGAACAUUCAAAACAAUUACUUACAGACACCAUUCCACCUGGCAGUGAAGAACUGUUACAUUCCUGUGAUCCACACACUGCUGGAGUCGGGCUGUGACCCGAACAUCACAGAUCAUCUGGGUCAGACAGCCCUCCACACUGCAGCAGAACUGGGCAAGGUGGAUGUGGUGGAGAUGAUACUGAAAGCUGGUGUGGAUAUGGAGAUCAAAGACAGGCAGGGUAAAACAGUCCUCGGGGUAGCAGCAAGAGCUGAUGUAGUGAUCAUUGUAGACAUGAUAAUCAAAGCUGAAAGAUACUUCAACUGGAUAAGGUCCAGUGGAGAAGUUACCGAGAGCCUCCAUGAUGAAUAUCCAUUGAGGUUUAAAUUGGAUCACCGCCCUGAAACGAAGCAGGUCCGUGACAUGAUGUGGAACCUGGCUUACAAGAUGCUAAAGAAGAACGAGUGGAAGAAGUUAGCACAGCACUGGGACUUCACUGAGCAGCAGGUGGCUGCCAUCGAGGAGCAGUGGACAGGUCCCAACAGCUACCAGGAGCAUGGAAACAGGAUGCUACUGAUAUGGCUCCAUGGAGUGGUGGUGGCACAGAAAAGCCCAAAUAAAGAGCUUUACCAGGCACUGAUCUCUGUCGGGAAUCUGAAAAUGGCAGAAAAACUAAGGAUGGAGGGAGAGGACACUGGUAAUCGGAAAUGUACAAUUUCAUGAAGCAGUGCAGACUAAAAUAAAGUGAAGCAAAGCUUUAUUUCC